AAAAUUCUUUAUAUUUUGAUUCAUUGUGUAUGAUAAAGAGUGGAAAAAGAAUGGAAAAAUAUCUAGUCGUUAUCAAAUGGUUUCAAUUAUUAUAUAUUCAACUGUUAUCUGCUGCAAUAGUAGAAAGCAUUAAAAGUAAUGAGGUUGUUACACAACUUGGUAAUGAAAGACUUGAUAGAUCGCAUUUGAUAAAUGCAAUAUCAAUGAAUAUUACAACGACAGGAAAAUCUUUAUCUAAAAUGACAGAUUGCAGUUUGCUAUCGAAUUGUCUUCGAUGCAAUGUAAAUGGAUGCAUAAAAUGUACAAAUUUCUUAAUGAAAGAUUCACGCCAAUGUUUGGAAAAAUGUCCAAAUAAUUACAUUAAUCAAUGGUCAACCAGCUCCGAAUUGAUGGGACAAAUAUGUGUUCAAUCGACUGUAUAUAAUUCUAUACAAACUGUUUUAGUUGGUAUUAUAUGUGGAGCUUUUCUCUGCGUUCUCGUUGUUUUCAUAUCUGCAAUCAUUUUAAAAAAGAGACAACAGAAACUCCAUAAAAAAUUAAUAAAAGAUCAGUUAAUUAAUGAUGAAUUUGACCAAUUAGAAUUUAUUAGGCAAUUAGAUGACUUGCGACCAUACAGUGAAUAUUUUCUUUUUAUGCUAAACGAUACUAGAAAGCAAAUUAGAAAAUCAUAUCUCUCGGGUGACACAACAGCUGCUGCAAAAUUUUAUCCAAUUAUUCGUGAUCUUGCAAAAAUAUUAAUUCUUUUGAACAGACAGAUUGAAGUGAUUGAUGGUCCACCACAUGAUUGGAAUCGUCUUCUUCAAUGGGCUGACAGAAUUUUAGCCCAAUAUAAAUCACAACUACAAACUAAAGAAUUUAUUGAAUUUCUUCAAUCAUCGUCAUCGCAUUCAUCUUCACGUAUAUUUAAUAAUGAAGAUACACGUCUGGUUAGUGAUCAUACAACAUUUAAAAGCCUUUUCUACUCAACACCGGUCGUACAUAAUCGGAAAAAAAUUAUAUUACCAUCAAUUGAAUCUGAUUUGACAAAAAACACAAAUAUUAAUCAAAAAUUAGCUAAAGAUGUAAGCUACAAAAGCACUCAGAUAAAUUUUGACAUUUCGCCAAGAAAAUAUAUUCAUACUGAAAAUAAACAAGAACUAAGUCAAUCCGAUCACGUUCAUAAUGAUAAGAACAAAAGUGGAAGUUUAAUUUCGUUACAAGAUUUUGUCAAUGAAUCCCAUCUUAAAAUUGUUGAUAAGAAGCACUACCCAAGUAAUUUUGAAAGUGACCUAGAACAUAUAAAUUCGUAUCAGUCAAAAGGAAGCCUUCAAGUGGUAGAUGAUGAUUUAAUAGAAUUUAAGCUAGGAUUAAGACCACAAGAUGAAAUAAUAACAGAAUUAUGAUUAUGAUAACG
Chironomus riparius is the source of this 1393-nucleotide messenger RNA. The record is from the annotation of a GenBank genome assembly. Lineage: Eukaryota; Metazoa; Arthropoda; Insecta; Diptera; Chironomidae.